CGAUUUGGCGGCGAUGGUUGCGAUGAGAGACCGUCACAUUCAGCGUCUGGAACAGGAAGUGCGACGACUUCAGCAUCUGCUGCAGGAAGUCCAGGAGCGAACGGCCAAUCACGUCGCUCUGCUGCAACAGCAACUGGCCAAUAAAGCACAGCAUAUAGAGAGACUUCAGGCCAAGUUACAGUCCCAGCAGGACUACGAGAAGAUCAAGACCGAGCUCAGGACUCUUCGAGUGCUGAUGCAAACCACAGAUGACGUUUCGGUGUUUUCUCCUCCGUCAGAUGUCUCUGUUGAUAACGAUCCUGUGAUCCAGAAAGAAACGCCAGAGUUUCAUCACUCCACUGGGAAAGAAGAAGCCCUGAAUGAAUCUUCCUCUUUCAUCUCUGGGUCACCAGCAUCAUCUUCAUCAUCUCUGAGUGUCCAGAGCUUCAUUAAAGAGGAGACAGACUCUGGUGAUGAUGAGCAGGAGUUUGACACGGCUCGAUUAGCUCAGCAGGUCAAGGAGGCUCUUCAGCGGCUGAACAUCGGCCAGCGGGUGUUUGGUCACUAUGUGCUCGGUCUCUCUCAGGGAACCGUCAGCGAUAUACUGGCCCGACCCAAACCCUGGAGCAAACUGACCAGCAGAGGAAGAGAACCCUUCCUGAGAAUGAAGCACUUCCUGUCCAAUGAGCACAGCAUCCAAAUGCUCAGCGUCAUCCAGGAGAGACUGAGAGACAGGAGCCCAGAUGACGUGAUCAGGAACAUUCUGGAUCAGAGCCGUCUGGAGAUGCUGGAUGAUGAUGAUGAUGAUGAAGAUGAAGGCAGCAGAUGUCAGCGCGGUGGAGACGAAUCACACAACAUCAUCAGGAGCAUCCUGCAGCAGGCCAAACACGAGAUGCAGACGCAGACGCCUGCGAUGAACGACGCACCAGUCCAGCAGGAAGAGGAGGAUUAUGGGACACUGGAGCCCAGCGAUCAGUCCCUGGCUGAUUUUGUCCAAAGCAUCAUCCAGAAGGUCAAAUGUGAAAUAAAUGAAGAUGCUGAGCCCUCAGUUUCUCCGUCCUCUGUGAGCCGCUCGUUUCAGACGCUUCCAGCGGAUCCGGGUCAGACAGCGCAGGGGUUUAAGAUGGAGACGCGUCAGAGACCUCGCUCCUGUCCCAUCAGCAGCAGCUGUGAGCUUCAGUCUCUGCAUCUGGACACGUUCAGCAUCACGCAGAGAGUCAAAGAAACUCUCACCGUCAACAACAUAGGUCAGCGCGUGUUUGGUGAAGAGGUUUUGGGUUUAACACAAAGCUCCGUGUCUGAACUGCUGUCGCACCCCAAACCCUGGACUAAACUCAGUCUGAAGGGAAAGGAGAACUUCAUUCGGAUGCAUCUGUGGCUCCAAGACCCCCAAAACAUCCAGAAGCUCAAUGCUAUGAAGAAGACGGACCACAGAGGUCUAGAAUUAGACGAGAUGGUUUUUCAGAACCAGUACAAACCAGAAUAUUUCAGAAUCCAGCCAGUUUAGUCCGACUCCAGCCAGUUUAGUCCGACUCAAACAGGAGCCCAGUGAUGGAGAGAUGGAGGAUGCAGAUCUGCAGAGAGAAGAGCACAGUCACGUCUCCGUCGCUGUACAGAGCCUGAAGAGAGAGAAAGAUGAAGAUCUUUCUGAGCUGUGAGUUCAAGGAGGACUUUCUCAGGAACAUCAUGAGAUCAUCUCUCUGCUUGAGCUCUAAAUGUGACCAGAACACAAUGUCAGUCGUUCUCGGGUCUUUAUUUUAUUCAGAUUUUUUGAUCAUGAUUUAUUUCAAAAUUGAAUUUAAUGGAGAACUAAACCCUGAUUGGCCAGAUUGGUUUUUUUUUUUUUUUUUUUUUUUUGUAUGACUGAAGAAAAAUAGUUGGUUGUAUAUUUGUUUGAUAACUACUUAUGCAAGUUCAUUUAAAUUCAGUUUGGUAAGAAGACUAAAUGGUAAACAAUGAUAUGAAGGUUUGCUAAUAAAGUCCCUUUUUGGUGACUUAAGUUGAAGUCUGAAUCUUAUUUUUGCUUUCAUUUGUAUUUAUUUUGUU
Messenger RNA from Sinocyclocheilus grahami, 2025 nucleotides. It is a transcript of the gene cux2a, whose product is annotated as cut-like homeobox 2a. Gene Ontology annotation, biological process: regulation of transcription by RNA polymerase II. The coding region runs from base 14 to 1486 and encodes 490 amino acids. The record is from RefSeq and is a predicted model, not a curated record. Gene Ontology annotation, cellular component: nucleus. Lineage: Eukaryota; Metazoa; Chordata; Actinopteri; Cypriniformes; Cyprinidae. Gene Ontology annotation, molecular function: DNA-binding transcription factor activity, RNA polymerase II-specific; RNA polymerase II transcription regulatory region sequence-specific DNA binding. The transcript is spliced from 10 exons.